Sinocyclocheilus grahami is the source of this 4552-nucleotide messenger RNA. Its product is annotated as run domain Beclin-1-interacting and cysteine-rich domain-containing protein-like. Gene Ontology annotation, molecular function: phosphatidylinositol phosphate binding. The record is from RefSeq and is a predicted model, not a curated record. NCBI's taxonomy places the organism in Eukaryota, Metazoa, Chordata, Actinopteri, Cypriniformes, Cyprinidae. The transcript is spliced from 21 exons. Bases 143 to 2932 code for a protein of 929 amino acids. Gene Ontology annotation, biological process: negative regulation of autophagosome maturation; negative regulation of endocytosis. Gene Ontology annotation, cellular component: early endosome; late endosome.
UGCGCAUCCGGUUUAUCUCAGACUUCACGCUCGUCGGUGUUGUUAUGAGGGACGCCCAGUGGAAACACCUUCAGCCUGACCAGAGCUUUCCUGCGCUUAAACCCGACCUCAGCUCCAAAGCAAGCCGUUACCUGCGCUGGAGAUGGACACAUCCACGGAGGCGCAAGCCGGAGAGCGCAGAUGGGAACACUGGAAGCUUCUGUCUAAUCUGAAGACGACCGUUGAAGGGCUGCUGUCCACCAACAACCCUAACGUGUGGUCCCGCUAUGGGGGUCUUCAGCGCCUGCACAAGGACAUGAACAACAUCCUGGGCCACGGCCUCAAGCACGAGCAGAUUUACUGUAAACAAAAAGACUACUGGCGGUUCGUGUGGUGUGUGCGGUAUCUCUGUCCUCAUCUCGCCCGUCACGUAGAACAGUUCAGUCAGCUGGAGCCGGUGUUGAGCAGUGGUGUUCAGUGCUUCGGCGAGGGUUAUAAAGCUGAGCGUUGGCUUCUACACAGCCUCCAAGGUCACAUCUUAUCUGCCCAGCUCAAACCGCUGCUGCAGCAUAAGACAAACACACAGAAAUAUUACAAUGACGGGGCCUUCCUGUUGAGUGAACCACACGUGUCUGCCAUGUUCCAGUGUCUGGAGGCCGUAGAGCAGAAUAACCCUCGGCUGCUGGCUCUCAUAGACACCGGCGGGCUUUCGCAUGUGAAAGAGUCCCCGUUUGGUUUGCUGAAGAGUCAGAGUUUAUGUUUGUUUCCCGGGGCCACGGGAAGUUGGAGGCUUGCGGACAGUUCAGAGUCUCGUCGGCUCACCACGUCCCAGAGCUGCCUUACAGAGCUUCCCAACACACCACUCUCCAAGAGCAGCUCAGAUGUCAAUCCAUCCAGCAGUACUCAGGGAGCUCCAUGGGUUUGUGGUAGAGGAAACCAGGACACAGGAAUCCCCCAGAUCUCCUUCACUGAGCCCACCUCACCCGCUCUGCCCGAGAUCCGGAAUUGUGUGGAAGCGGAUGUGGAUGACGGCCCGGAGUACCUGGCUAUCGGUAAUCUGGGGAAGCACAAACGGCGCAACUCGUCCAGCUCCACUCAGAGCAGUGAACACAUGGGGACUCAGGGCGAUGCCCACACUCCUUCGGCUCCGCCCCCUCCACGCCGCUGCUCCUUCUCAGAGGCUCAGAGAACCACAGGGCGGCACUCGAGGGGCCACAUCCGGUCUCUGUCCGACACGGGCAUCUUGCAGAAGCAGAAAGAUGAGUCUGUUGCAGCUACACCAAUUUCAAAGAGCUGUGGUCCUUUCUCACCCCAGAGCAGCGACAGCAGCACCAACAGUUCCCUUUAUAUGGAAUCUAACGGCACCCAGUACAACAGUGUCCCAGACGGAUUGUUCCGCAGACCGUCCGAGGGUCAGAGUCUGAUCAGCUACCUCUCCGAGCAGGACUUCGGCAGCUGUGCUGAUCUAGAAAAGGAAAACGCCCACUUCAGCAUCUCGGAGUCUCUGAUCGCGGCCAUCGAGCUGAUGAAGUGUAACAUGCGCAGGCCGGUGGAGGAGGCGGAGGAAGAGGGCGACAGCGACUCGGAAAUCCAGCAGCUCAAACAGAAAAUCCGUCUGCGCAGACUGCAGAUACACCGCACGCGGAUGAAGCCACCGGCCUCCACUAAUAACCAAGCCUCAUCCGUGGAUAGUGGCGGCUCACGGAGGAGCUCCCAGGAUUCCUUUCACCCCUCUGACUCCGGCUCGGAUAGAGAUGUGGAGGAUAUCGAGCUCAAAGAUGGCAGUGAUGGUCAGUCCCUGCUGGCGGUGUCUCAGAGCGGCCUGUCCCUGUCACUCGCGUCCCUCUUCUCAGAUGCAGACAUCAAACGCAGUGCGUCCAGCAGCAGGUCCUUCCUCAGGUCUGACUCCUUCUCUCCAUCAAUGCUACAGUCAAACUCCGCAGAGUCAGUGGCGAUGGGUCUCCUCAGACAGUUUGAGGGCAUGCAGCUGCCCGCCGCCUCAGAGCUCGACUGGCUGGUUCCAGAGCAUGACGCCCCUCAAAAACUUCUUCCAAUACCAGAUUCUCUUCCCAUUUCACCUGACGAUGGAGAACACGCAGACAUUUACAAGUUACGCAUCCGAGUGCGAGGGAAUUUGGAGUGGGCUCCUCCCAGACCACAGAUCAUCUUCAACAUCCACCCUCCUCCAAAGAGGAAAGUGGUGGUGGCCAAACAGAACUACCGCUGCGCCGGCUGCGGCAUUCGCAUCGAUCCAGACUACAUCAAGAGGCUGAGGUACUGUCAGUAUCUGGGCCGCUACUUUUGCCAGUGCUGUCAUGAGAACGCGCAGGCCGUUGUGCCAGGAAAGAUCCUCAGGAAGUGGGACUUCAGUAAAAGCUACGUCAGCAACUUUUCCAGGGACUUGCUGGCCAAGAUCGCAGGAGAUCCACUCUUCAACCUGAACGACAUCAACAGUGGCCUGUACAAGAAAGUCAAAGCCCUGGAAACAGUGCGCGCAUUGAGGGAGCAGUUGAACCACAUGAAGAAUCUCUUAAGAACGUGCCGUUUGGCUCAAGAGGUUCUGGAUCAGUUCGACACUCUUCCUGGACAUCUGACCGAAGACUUUCACCUGUUCUCUCUCAACGACCUCACGGCUGUCCGCAGCGGCGGUCUGGGGCCAAAGCUGCGAGAUCUGCUGCGCCUCGGCUCCAGCCACGUCACGGACUGCGUGCUCUGCCAGGCCAAGGGCUUCAUUUGUGAGUUCUGUGGAAAUGACAAGGACAUUAUCUUCCCCUACGAGCUCAGCAAGUGCCUGCGCUGUGAAGAUUGCCAUGCAUGCUAUCAUAAGACCUGCUUUAAGGGAGGGAAGCAGUGUCCCCGCUGUCUGAGACUCGCCGAGAGGAGAGAGCGGAUGGCUCGCAAGAACAUGGAGGAGCAGGAGGACAGAGAGGAGGACGAGGCCAGCGGGACCUAACACACAAUGCCAGUAAGAUUUCACCAGAGCACAGCGCAGCAGUGAAUGUAGUGACUGAUAUUCAGCCAAACGUUUCUUGAUUCCCGUCCAAAAUAAGCUGCUCUAAAAGUCCUGCUGACUGUAGCACAAUGGAUCAUUAAUGCUAAAGAGUUUUGUGCAAACAAGACGUUUCUGCUUUUUAAGGACUGCCGCCUUCAGACACAAAAUCGUAUUGUUUUUUUACUAUGUGCCGUGUUUUGUUUGUUUGUUGCCUCUAUCCUUAAAAAUCCAAUUUAUUUUUAAUCAACAGGCUGUUGAGUCCUGUCGUAAGCUUUUAUGUGUAGGGAUUUAUGUGUAAUGUUAUUGUCUAUCUGCUUUUUGUUGGUUAUAUUUAAGCGUAUAACCUGUUGUAUGCCUCUUUGUUUUGCACAAUCUGUUUCUCCAGAGGUUUCUAGAAGUGCCAGGUCCAAGCUUACUGUGUUAAAGAUCAAAGCUACUGAAACAAAAGGCCUCAUUCGUGAAAUGUGAGCCAAAUUAAUUUAAUAAUUUGUAAAUAAAUAAUAUUAAUUUAAUGCAACAAUGUACCUUAAGUAAACUACGAAUUUCAAGUAAAACAAAUUUUUAUGCAAAUGUCUGUUAACGAUUGAAGCGUAAAUCGGCAUAUUGAACUGAAUGCAACCAUUUAUGUAAGAAUUAUUUUUUGCACCAUUUUGUAUUUAGAAAUUCUAUUUGCUUUUUCGUAAAACCAUUUUAGACUGAAAUUUGCUCUGGUUAUUCCAAAAACAAUUUAUUCAUAAUUGCGUAAAUACGCAUAUGCGUAGUAUGCAUAAAUUGUUUUGGUUUUGUGAACAUUUUAACCAGAAAUAUAAAUAAAACCAAUUUGUAAAACCAUUCUUGUGGAAGUUACUACAAAGUUCAAGUUUCACAAAUGAGGCCCAAUACUGGUCUUUAAUUGUAAAUUUGAAGGCCUUUUUGCUUUAACAUUUUGCACCUACCAAAAAAUGGCACUUUGUAUGUUUUCUGUCCCUUGUUAGACAAAAAAUGUCUUGUUGGUUCUUUAAUUUGCACUAGUUUGAUGUUUGUUUGAAUGAGAAUUGUAUUAAUGUUUGAGCCAGAACAUCAUUCCAACAUCUCACAUUCAGUCCAAAAUCUUGCACAGUGGCCCAUACUCAUCCAAUGAAGCUACUCAUCGAAAAAGAAAGUUGUACCAAAGUGUAAGUUGAUUAAAAGAGUUUAUUACAUUGGAAAGUUGUAUUACAUCAUACAUACUGGACCUAAGUUAGUUUGAGUAGUAUUUAAAAGAAAAUAUAUUCAAUUUGUUUGCUGCUGUGAGUAUAUCUGAAGCAAUAACGACCAUGUGCUACUCUGCCACAAGCAUUAAAUGACUUAAAUGCACUGACCUUAAUUAUAUGAGAUUGAACGAAUGAACAAACUUGCUAUUGUGUGGUUGAUUAUGGGAUCUAAUAUUAAGUUUGUAAUGUUUCAUUUGAUCCUGCUGACGAUGUGUCCACUUGAGCUUAUUGUUGUAAAAUUACUGAGUUGCCUUUUUUUAUUCAGGGGCUUUUGAUGCACUAUUUGAGAUGUACAUAUAUAAUUUCUUAUGUAAAUAUAUGUAACUGACAAUUAAAGAUGUUUAGACUA